UCAGUUUGACAACUUGUCUUUUCGUAGUUUUUGUUAAAGAAAAAUGUCGUACGUGUUUAUUUAUUUCUACAAAAGUUAUGUCUAACAACAAAAAUGAGUUUGACACGGUCGUGGUGGUGAUCGCCAUCGUCGUAUUUGCGUUACCAUUGACGCUUCUUAUUCCAGACUUCUCCGUGUGGGACUUGGUGCCGAAGGUCCGGGUCAUCAGGUUCCAUGUGGUUCAGCAGCACCUGACCUGGCCGCAGAUCAACGCUAUAGUUGUUACGCUCCUGAUUUUAUUCUUCUGUAUCUAUCUCGAAAUUCGUAAGCGGAAUUUGGACGACAUGGUAGAAAAAGUGCUGACCGUGAGUCAAGCUACAGACACAGCCAUGUUGGAAGAAAAGAACCGUCAAGCUGCGGCGUUGCGUUUGUGUGUGGAGCUCCUGGACGUGUCCGCGGAGCACUACGAGCACCUGGUGCUGCUGCGAGACGAGCUUAGCAGGAAAGAUAAGCCUCAGCGCCCGCCGGUCAUAGAGCCUAGCGGAUCCAUGUUGUGAUUUUUGGCGUAUUAAAUUAUUGUACAGUUGCGUUGUCUAUAAAAAUGUUAAUUAGUGACUAAAGUAAGUGUUAAAUUAUUAACAUAUUCACCUGUUCGUCCAUUUCUUUCUCUAGUCUUCUCCGCGGUGUAACUUGCUGGGAACCGAAUAAUUUAUAAGGAUCUUUCAGAAUCUGUCGUCGUCUUGUGUUUAUGAAUUGUAAUUUAAACUUUAUAAAACUCUAAGUAGAUACAUUAUAAAUGCAUUUUAAAUAAAUUUUGAACAAAGCUAAAAUAAAGCUAGAUAAAAUGGUACGACAAAACUAUUGCACUUGAUUUUUAUUCAACGCUUUGUUCUAGAAGUGUUCAUUAGAGCAAGUGUCUCCAGGGUCCCGUGGGACAUUGUCGACGUUAAAAAACCAAUCUGGAGCUAGCAAUUAUUGCAAAUGAUCUAAUUAGAAGCCGAGACGGUGGCUGGCAGCGCUGGCUCCGACCGCGUCAGUUCGACGGGGUUUUCACCUUGGUUACUCUAAGAUUUCACUUUAUUCUAAAAAAUUACAAAGAGGUAGAUACAAAAACAUAUACAUUGGAAACAAUGUAAAUUAAGCGAAUUAAAGUUCAGUGUUUGGAAGAGGGCUAUGUCUAGCACUGAAGGUUUUAUUGUCAUCUAGUUGUUAUAUACUUAGUUAUGUACCUACACUAUUUUAGUGUUCAACUAGAAAUCUGAGACUUAUUUCAAUUUGUCCGCUGUGAAGGGACAUCGACAAGUCACAAUGUGUUGUGUUUUACGACUCACGUUGUCGAAGUACGCUUUAUGGAUGCGGUCGUUAAUUCGUGUCUGAAUAAGCCUAGCCUAUCUUGCAAGUUUG
Plodia interpunctella (Indianmeal moth) is the source of this 1383-nucleotide messenger RNA. RefSeq lists its product as uncharacterized. Lineage: Eukaryota; Metazoa; Arthropoda; Insecta; Lepidoptera; Pyralidae. The coding region runs from base 78 to 536 and encodes 152 amino acids. The transcript has 2 exons. The record is from RefSeq and is a predicted model, not a curated record.